UACAUAACAAGAAUCAUCAACUUCCGGUUCUUAGCUCAUGACUCACAGAUUCAUUCAAAAUGGCAGAAACAUCGAACCUCGAUAGAUGGAUAGAGAUUGCGAAGCAGUGCAAAUAUCUUCCAGAAAAUGACUUGAAGAAAUUAUGUGACUUGGUGUGUGACCUGCAGUUAGAAGAAUGCAACGUUCAGCCGGUAUCAACUCCAGUGACAGUGUGUGGAGAUAUACAUGGCCAGUUUUAUGACUUGGAAGAGCUGUUCAGGACAGGAGGUCAGAUCCCAGAUACAAGCUACAUUUUUAUGGGAGACUUUGUAGACAGAGGGUACUACAGCUUAGAGACAUUCACCCGGUUACUCACACUCAAAGCUAAGUUCCCGGACCGUAUUGUUCUGCUACGUGGGAACCACGAGAGCAGACAAAUUACACAGGUCUAUGGAUUCUAUGACGAAUGUCAGACGAAAUACGGCAAUGCCAAUGCAUGGAGAUACUGUACCAAAGUCUUUGAUCUUCUUACCAUUGCUGCAAUCAUAGAUGAACAGGUUCUAUGUGUGCACGGAGGCCUGUCACCAGACGUCAAAACCAUCGAUCAGAUCAGAAUGAUAGAACGUGCCCAGGAAAUACCACACAAAGGAGCAUUUUGUGAUCUCGUCUGGUCGGACCCUGACAACGUGGAAACAUGGGCCAUCAGUCCGAGGGGAGCAGGCUGGCUGUUUGGGUCAAAGGUCACUAAUGAGUUUGUUCACAUCAACAACCUGAAGCUAAUAUGCAGAGCUCACCAGCUGGUGCAAGAAGGAUACAAGUACAUGUUUGACGAUAAGCUAGUAACGGUGUGGAGCGCCCCCAACUACUGCUACCGUUGUGGAAACAUCGCCUCGAUACUCGCAUUCAACGACGCCACGACCCGAGAGGCUAAACUAUUCCGCAACGUUCCAGACAGCGAACGCGUGAUUCCAGCCAGGACGACAACUCCAUAUUUCCUCUGAUUCUCCACAUUUUGUCCAUCCUAUAAAGACUGUUCGACCCAGAGAAAGUGGCAUAAUUGAUUAGGAUUAUUAAAACAAUCCUAUCUGCACCUGUUGCCAUGGAUCGGCCUAAUGUACAGUCAAACCUGUCUAUUAAGGCCACCCAAGGGAGGUGGGAAUACUGGCCGCUAUAACAGGUCUAUAACACACAUUUCUUCUUAGAGGUAGACAAAGGUGACCGCUGUAGACAGGUGGUCGUUAUGGACAGGUGGCUACUAAGACAGGUUUGACUGUAUUUUCAUUUUCAAUCCCAUCCAGCUAAUCUAGUAAAAAAAAAAAAAUGCACUAUGAAGUCACUGUUUUAUGGUCAAUAUGAAGGACAUCUAUAUUCUGGUCCUCUAGAAGCAAGAUAUUGAUCUUAUUAAAAAUCAUGCGUAUAUUGUCAUGUGAGAAAUCUAGAUACAAGAAGCACGAUGGUUAUUGCUAUUUUGGAAAUAAACUAGCUUGUUAAUGGCUGGAUGAAAUCAAAGAGCCAAUCUUUGUAUUUAAAAAAAAGAUGUAAAUCUUAUUCAUAUAUCCUUGCAAUAAAUUGAAUCUUUCUCACGUUGCACUCACAAAAAUCUGGUUUUAAGCUACGUACCUAACUUAUAAAGAACAUCAUACUAUUAUCCAUGUAUUUAUUGUUCAGUUGUUCCCAUGAUCCACGCCUUUAAUUUACAUGUAACCGUAUUUCUACUUGAUGCAUAUUUACCGUUUCUGUAUUUUCAACAUUAUUUUACCAUUUUUACAGCCAGAUUUGAGUGACUAACAAUAACAAGAAAUUGAUGAAUACGCUCUUAAAUUAUGACAAUAUUAUUCAUGGCUCUCCCAUUAAACAUGGUCUGGAUCACCUCACCUCUGAGUCAUGAUUGUGAAUUGACGGCUGGAAUAUUCAAAGAUAUGUACCGGUAGUCACCCUGACAUUUUCUCUUUUGCAUUAUAAACAACAUGUACGGAAGAUAGGGAAGAGAUAUCAAGAUGUAUAAUUAUAUUUUACAAGUAUUUUGUAAAUUAUUGUAAAUAAUAUUGUGUAGUGCAUGUUCAUACAUUAGACAUUAGGUAUGGGAUGAGAUAGGAUCCAGUAUGUGGAUGUGUGCACAAUGUACAGUAUGAGGAUAAGAGAUAUGGGGGUGUUUUCACAAAAAUCUUAAAGUUGAACUUAUCUCUAAGUUGGACUUAAACAUUAUGGAGAGCAAUUUGUAGCCUUAACAAAGAUAUAUUCAAUAGCAAAAAUUCAAGUAUUUUAGAAUUUUUAUAAACUUCACAUCAAGAACGUGAAAUCUCCUUUAUAAUAGAAAAUAUGAAUGAUUUAAAUCAACAUUUUAUGCCUUUUAAAACGGUAGAUUUUAUGAAAUAUUUUCAAAAAUGCUAACAGCUUUCCAUAAUUGUUAAAUCCAACUCGGAGAUAAGUUCAGCUUAGGAUCUUUGGGAAAUACCACCCAGGUUUUGUUAUUAGGAAAAUUUGACAAAUAGGAAUGGAAAUAUUACUACCUACUUGAUAAUAAAAAUAGGCAAACACAGGUUUCAUAUAUUGAUCACAUUUAAUUGUCUUAGAAGUCCCAUUACAUCAAACUCAGGAACAACUAACUUGCAUUACUCUAACCAUCCUAACACUUUGUGUGAUAAGUCUUCAAAUUCAGUAAACAGAAUUUAUUUUAAAGCAAAUUCAAUGUCUUUUUCAUGCCUUUUUAACAUUAUUUGCUCUUUAUAUUUUCUUAUUGUUUUAAUUUUAAUAUUUGUUUCUUUUCCGAUGUUUGUGUCACUGUAUUUUUGUGUGAUUUUUAUGAUGCAGAGAUGAUGAGGGCCAUUUCAAAGUGUUUGAUUUCUAAUGAAAUCAGUAUUUUCAUCAAGCAUGCGUCACUGACAUUUUUAAUACCCGUUCAUAUCAUUUCAUACAUAUAAGAGAAAUGAAAACAGCUGAAUGGAAAUGAUAUCACUAGGCAAGCAUUCUGAUUUUUGUUUUUAAACCGAUUUCAAAUUUGCCACCGUGUUGCCAAUUUGAAGAAUGUAGUAUUUAUUUAUACUUUUAAAAUUCCUGAUCUGAAAGGACAUUUGUCGAAGCAACAGAAUUGGACCCAUAGUUUGCCUGAAUUUCAAGAAGAAUUUGUUCUUGAAUGAGAUAUUAUCUUAGAGAUUGUUGUUGUCUGACACAUGUUUCUUUCAUACUGGAAUAUUUUUCUUUGUUUACUAAACAUUAAGUUGCAUGAUAUGUAAUUAAAAACCAAAGAUUCUCGUGUUCAGUCUCAAUUUGCAUGAGAAAGUUUGAUCCAGAAGAAGUGUAUACGUGUAGUUCAUCUUCAUCUCAAUUUAGCCAUUCAGUUUUCAUUCGCUUGUGAUAUACACCUAUGUUCGUUUGUGUUUAGAUGUGAUGAUUUUUUUUAUAUACAAUUUAUAGUCCAGAGUUGUAACAGAAAUUUCCUGGGCCAACUCCUAUAUAAAAAAAAAUUCAUGCCACAUCCCUUAAUUUUGUCUUCUAAAUCUAGAAUAUGUCCCUUCACUCCCUUGCAUAGUUGAAUUGUACAUGGGCUUUGUCAAUCUUGUAGUCUGUCAACAGGCUUACAAUGUGACUGAGAAUAAAGGAGGGGUUCAUUUUGUUAAGAUGGGGAAGAGAUAUCUUCACAAUUUCUGUAUUAUUCAAAGAUGGGGAUUUGAUUAAAAUUUCAUAUGGAUAUAUCUCUAUGCAGUGUAGCGUUGUAUAUUAUCUGGUGAGAAAAAGUGUAUAAAUAUAUGAAUAAACCUGAAGAAAAAAAAA
Molecule: messenger RNA, 3750 nt
Organism: Strongylocentrotus purpuratus (purple sea urchin)
Lineage: Eukaryota; Metazoa; Echinodermata; Echinoidea; Camarodonta; Strongylocentrotidae
Product: serine/threonine-protein phosphatase 6 catalytic subunit
Exons: 8
Coding region: 60-980 (306 amino acids)
Biological process (GO): G1/S transition of mitotic cell cycle; peptidyl-serine dephosphorylation
Cellular component (GO): cytoplasm
Molecular function (GO): protein serine/threonine phosphatase activity
Source: RefSeq, a predicted model, not a curated record